AUGGCGGACAUUCUAACCCAACUCCAAACAUGCCUUGACCAGCUCGCAACCCAAUUCUAUGCCACAAUCGGCUACCUAACAACAUACCACGACAACUCCCCUGCGACAGUCCCGGACCAUCCAACCGCAGCGCCCGCACUCGCAAAGAUCCAAAAGAACUCCACAAACCCACCUAUCCCCGCCAGCGCAGCCGCGAUCCUCGCAAACUCGCAAGCAUCACCAUCCGGCGCAGGCGCAACAACAGCUACAACGCCGGGGCCUACGAUAGCAACUGUUCCAGGAACGGGAACGGGGGAGGACCCGACGCUCCCGCCGCGCCCGGACUCGCCGAGGACGUUUGCGGCGAGGCAGCGCGAGCUUGCGCGUGAUUUAGUUAUCAAGGAGCAGCAGAUUGAGUAUCUUGUCUCGGUGCUGCCUGGGACGGGGUCUUCGGAGGCGGAGCAGGAGGGGAGGAUUCGAGCUCUUGAGAAGGAGUUGAGGGGGGCGGAGGAGCAGAGGGCUAAGCGGGUUAGGGAGCUGAGGGCUUUGAGAAGGAGGGUUGAAGGGGUGUUAGGGGCUGUGGAAGGAGGAAUUUAUGGAGGAAGUGCCUGA
Aspergillus calidoustus is the source of this 591-nucleotide messenger RNA. The record is from the annotation of a GenBank genome assembly. NCBI's taxonomy places the organism in Eukaryota, Fungi, Ascomycota, Eurotiomycetes, Eurotiales, Aspergillaceae.